Molecule: messenger RNA, 976 nt
Organism: Triplophysa rosa
Lineage: Eukaryota; Metazoa; Chordata; Actinopteri; Cypriniformes; Nemacheilidae
Exons: 7
Coding region: 30-803 (257 amino acids)
Source: RefSeq, a predicted model, not a curated record
AAGGACUCAUCUGGAUAUAUUGUGGGAAUAUGCCAAGCGAACGAGACCCUUUCCCAUUCCCGCGAUAUGAGAACGAUAAUACAUUCACAGGGAGUAAACAAAUUCAGAAAAUGGCCUACGAUAAACCAACCCAUCUUGCCCAAAAUGAUGACCCGUGGAGGAGGCUCUAUAGCACGUCAACAACGUCUAGCUCCCGUCGAAACAUCUUUCAUUGUGACACUACAGUGCAGGCUAAUCUUGAAUGGCGUAAUGAGCUUGAACGGAUAUGUCUACUACCAGCAUUACUGAACACAAACAGAGUAAACACAGUGAGUGAAGACCAGUCUCCAGACUGCAUAAUGCUGGACCUUAACACAACAAAAAAACAAUCAACUGUAUGCAUUGAGCGACCAGGGUUUAGACAUCACAAAAAAGAGAAUUAUGUGUGUCAUCCUCCAGCGGCCCACGAGGACACAGACGGUGAGGAGGAAGUCCUUCAGCUCAGGAAACUGAAUGGCUCACCCAGCGAGUGCCCCAGUCACCAGAAUCUCCAUAAGGAGCUUCUGUUUGCCCAUAAGAAGGGGCUGCUGUUGGAGGAGAAACCAGAACUGAAGCGUGUGUUACAGCAGAGGAGACUUGACCUGCACAGAGAGCAGGAACUUGCCCUCCGACCUCCUUCAGAUCUAGAACAAGAGCUUCGCAAGAGGCAGCAGAAACUACAGGAGUAUGAAACCGAGGAAAAGAGGCAUUUGGAAGAUCAGAAGAACAUUCCAGAAUUUGUGCGAGUGAGAGAAAAUCUGCGACGCAUACAGAUUACAGAAUAAAACUGAAACGGAAGAAGAUGCACCUUUUAUUUUUUUCAAUCUGUGUAUUGUAAAAAUAAGUGUUUCAUGGAAUGAAAUGAGGGGGCAUACAGCCCAAAUUAUGUUUGUAUGUAGUCUUGUAUUUGGAGUUUGUUAUAUCGAAUUGUAAAAAUGGAAUUAAUUAAAUAUGACUA